Molecule: messenger RNA, 2403 nt
Organism: Anneissia japonica
Lineage: Eukaryota; Metazoa; Echinodermata; Crinoidea; Comatulida; Comatulidae
Product: pancreas/duodenum homeobox protein 1-like
Exons: 2
Coding region: 372-1313 (313 amino acids)
Biological process (GO): regulation of transcription by RNA polymerase II
Cellular component (GO): nucleus
Molecular function (GO): RNA polymerase II cis-regulatory region sequence-specific DNA binding; DNA-binding transcription factor activity, RNA polymerase II-specific
Source: RefSeq, a predicted model, not a curated record
CAUUCUCUGCUAGAAAACAAGAGACAUAGACAGGGGGCGGUAACAGGUAGUCAAUUCAUCUAUCAGCCAGGACACUGCAUAUUCCUGUUGUAUUGUUGUUUCUUUGAUAACCCGACGUUCGAACAAGUUACAUUGGAGUUUGACCACUCUGCACACUGGUCUCUCUGACAUAUAAAUGAUCUUGCGCUGCUCGCACACGUGUUCAGUUUGUUUGGGUAGUGAAACGUUUAGGAGACACCUACAUAUAUACACAAAGCGGAAUCCGGCAAAUUAGCAACUCGGAUAACGACAGGGCAGAAAGAGUACACAUCGGAAGGUUUUUUUUACGGCCGUGUUAUUACACUUAAUUGAACUUAUCGACACUUAGCGCUAUGGAUACUAAUAAUCAGUAUUAUAACAGUUUAUAUACGUCCACCAACAAGGAACAUUAUUUGGCUACGCAAUCCGUGUGCCAAGAUCAGAGUGGAAGUAUAAGCUACGGGGCCUCCCCUCCUGCAUGCAUUUACGCUAAUCGCCAAAGUAUAUCUAAUGGGGGUUAUGUUAGUGGUGGUGGUGGUGGUGGUGGAGGUGCGACUAUGGCCGUAGUGGACCAACGGUUAGAGGACAAUCUCUUGAGCCAAUAUGCAGCCUCUUGUCAAAUACAAAGCCCGGUGGGCACCUCUGCACCAAUGUCGGCUGAAACCGCAGCGAUGAUGAUGAAAUUACAACAUCAUAAUGAUCGAAACCAGAAUUUAGCCUACCCCUGGAUGAAGCAAACUAAGUCACACGCACAUAUGUGGAAAGCUAAUUGGCAGGGGGCUUCGUUCGCAGACUUUGAUGAGAAUAAACGAACAAGGACAGCGUAUACACGUGGUCAACUUCUUGAACUGGAAAAAGAAUUUCAUUACAAUAAGUAUAUCUCUCGACCGAGACGUAUAGAACUGGCUGCGUUACUGAAUUUAACUGAGCGACAUAUUAAAAUAUGGUUUCAGAAUCGACGAAUGAAGUGGAAGAAAGAAGAAGCAAAGAAAAAACCGAGUGACAAUGAAAACGAGGAGAAGAUAACUUCGGACGAAAACGCAAACAUAAAAUCAGAUCUUCAUACAGUUCGACUGGCAACAUCUCCAUCAUCCGCAACAUCACCAACAGCAAAGGUUUCACCUUCGAACUUCUCACCACCCCCUAUCGCCUGCACAAGUACAAGCGCACCCUUAUUAAAUUCACCAACCACACCUUCAGAAACAUUUUCGCUUCUGCCUUCUCCAGUUUCGACGACAUCAUCAACUUCUUCGUCGCUGUACCGUGAAAAUAUUGUACUAAAGUCAGAAUUUUAAAUAAACUAUAAAGCACACCGACGAAUUCUAGCAUAAGCUGCGUUCACACCGAAUCCGAAUUUUCGGAUCAGAAAAUUGAUUCAGUGUGUAAGAAUAGGGAAGCUGACGUUCAGCGCAUCUCAGACGCUGACCAAAUUCCAGUUUGGAUCCGAUGUGAAUGCAACUUUUGCAAAAUAAAUCGUUGAUGAAACUUGCCAAGUUUAAUCAUAAUGUUGUGUUGAUGGUUUUAUACCAUAAUGUAACGCACAGUUUAUCAUAUGAUAUUUCUUGAUUUUUGUUUAUUUAGAAUAGCAAAACAUAUAAUAUAUAUUUUUUGACGUAUCUUACUACUCCUUUAUGGUUUUACGGACAAUUACUGUAUUUAAAAUAAAUUCUAUUAUUUUUGUUGACUUUUUUGCCAAGAUACCGAAAAAAACAUUGUUGUAGGUAACGAUGUCUGAAUCUCAGGUGAGAUAUGGGCCUACAAUUGUAGCGUAAAAUUAAAAUGUAUUACGUUGAACUUCAACAACCAGUAAUGAACCAAAACCUUCGGACAACACUCCUUCAUCAGUGGCAAGUAACAGAGGGUUGAAGUUCAAGAUAGUAGUAUAACUGGUAGUGAGUAUACGCUGACAAUAGACAUGUUUAUUUUGAAUCAGUAGGUGAUUGACCGUAUUGGCUAUAUUCAUUAAUAUAACAAAAUAUUGAAAAGCGAAAAAUAAGCGAUAUAGCAAAGUUGUACGAAUUAUUUUGUUUCAUCAACGCUGGUUAUAUUCACAGGCCCGUAUCCAGGGGGGUUUUAUGGUUCGGGAGAACCCCCUCAUUUUCUAGCAAACCCCCUCUUUUUUGGAGAAACCCCUUCUUCAAAUUUCGUAAAUAAGUCCUCGAACCCAACUAAUGCACUGCAGACCCACUAAGACAACCACGUUUUCAAACAUAUCUGCUUUAUAGCAUUAUUUAGACUCAUAAAGCACAAAACUCCUCUUGCUUUGGGGGUUUUGCCGACCCCACCGGGGCUUCGACCGUGGACCUAAAAUCCCCUUGGAAGAACCUGGCUAUGUUGUAUUGUAUUUGAACCUUAUAGAUAAUAUAUUCUAGAACUACCUAAUAC